Molecule: messenger RNA, 2173 nt
Organism: Mercurialis annua (annual mercury)
Lineage: Eukaryota; Viridiplantae; Streptophyta; Magnoliopsida; Malpighiales; Euphorbiaceae
Product: leucine aminopeptidase
Exons: 4
Coding region: 134-1993 (619 amino acids)
Biological process (GO): proteolysis
Cellular component (GO): cytosol
Molecular function (GO): zinc ion binding; metallopeptidase activity
Source: RefSeq, a predicted model, not a curated record
CCAAUUUUAAAAAAUUAAAAUAUUCUUUAUUCAUCCCUAAUUUUUUUAUUAAAUCCCCAAUUUUGUCUUUCUUCUCCACUUCACAAAAUCCCCAAUUCCUCAAAAACCCUAAAAACCUCAAUUAACAACAAAAAUGGCACCAAUUGAUCCACACUCGUACACAGACUCAACCCACCCAUUAACAACCCACAUUUCCCUCUCUCUCUACUUCGAUUUCCCCUCCUCCACCAUCCACGCCACCGCUCUUUUCACCCUCUCCGCCCCACACUCCGGUCCGAUCUCAUUCGACACUCGCUCCCUUACCAUCCAUAAAAUCUUAGACCCCCAAACCCUAACCCUAAUCCCCUUCACUCUUUCCCCUACAAUUGAUCCAAUCAAAGGCUGCCACCUCACCAUCACGCUCAAUAACCAGUCCUCAUUUCUCAUAUUCUACUCAACUUCUCCGUCGUCCUCCGCUCUUCAAUGGCUAACGCCUCCGCAAACUUUCGGGAAGACUCAGCCGUUUGUUUAUACGCAAUGCCAGUCGAUUCAUGCCCGGUCGGUCUUUCCUUGUCAGGAUACGCCGGCUGCGAGAAUUUGUUACUCGGCCCGGUUGAAUAUCCCAAACCAGCUGUCCGGCGUUAUGUCGGCAAGACAUUGCGAUCGUCGGGCGCCGGUUGUGAGUGACGUUGUUUUGAACCAUGUGGGUGAUGUGGGGUUUGAUUUUAAGUCGUUGUGGUUUGCUGAAGGAAGGGUUGUUGAGGAAUUUGUGAUGGAACAGGCGAUUCCGCCGUAUUUGUUUGCGUUUGCUGUUGGGGAAUUGGGGUUUCGGGAUGUCGGACCGAGGACUAGGGUUUAUUCAGAGAAUGUAAGUGAUGUGUUGAAUGCUGCUGCUAGGGAGUUUGCGGGGACUGAGGAGAUGAUUCAGCAAGGGGAGAAGUUGUUUGGAGAUUAUGAAUGGGAGAGGUUUGAUUUGUUGGUCUUGCCGCCGAGUUUUCCUUAUGGUGGAAUGGAGAAUCCGAGGAUGGUUUUCUUGACCCCGACUGUAAUUAAAGGGGACUCGAGUGGGGCACAGGUUGUGGCUCAUGAGUUGGCUCAUAGUUGGACUGGGAAUUUGAUUACUAACUCCAACAAUAACCAUUUUUGGUUGAAUGAGGGUUUUACGACUUAUGCAGAAAGGAGAAUUGUUGAGGUCGUACAAGGGGAAGACAAAGCUGUACUUAAUAUUGGAAUUGGCUGGAGGGGUUUGCAUGAUGACAUAGAGCGAUUUAAGGACAACAUGGAAUUUACCAAGCUCAAAACUAAUCAAGAGAAUGCAGACCCGGAUGAUAUGUAUUCACAAGUUCCAUAUGAGAAGGGUUUUCAGUUUCUAUGGCGCAUAGAACGUCAGAUUGGAAGACCUGCGUUUGACGAGUUCAUCAAGAAAUAUAUCGCCACCUUCAAGUUCAAAUCAAUUGAUACAGAUACAUUUCUUGAUUUCUUGAAAGCAAAUGUCCCUGGAAUAGAGAAAGACGUUGACUUAAAAUUGUGGACCGAGGGUACCGGCAUCCCUUCAGAUGCAUACGAACCAGUUUCUGACAUAUACACAAAGAUUGUAUCACUCGCACACGAGUUCAAACUCGGAAGGAUGCCUAGAGAGGACGAAGUUGCUGACUGGCAAGGGCAGGAAUGGGAGCUGUAUUUAGAAAACCUCCCCAAAUCAGUUGAAGCUUCUCAGAUCUUAGCGUUGGAUGCACGCUACAGGCUGUCAGAAUCAAAGGAUUAUGAAAUGAAAGUAGCAUUUCUCCAACUGGCGAUUUCAUCUGGCUGCAGAGAUUACUUCAGCGAAGUGGAGAAGACUUUAAAGGAAGUUGGGAGGAUGAAAUACCUACGUCCGCUCUACGCUGCUCUGGUUCAAGGUACCGAAAAGGAAGAAGAGAAGAUUUUCGCUAAGAGGGUUUUCGCUGAGGCUCGGGAAUGUUAUCACCCUAUAGCUCAAGGCGUUGUGGAAGCCAUCUUCGCCAAGCACAUGUAGCUCAAGGAGUUUGAUCAAGCAGGUGUAGUGUAGGAUUUUGUAUAGUAAAAUAAUAUAUGCUCUGAUGUUUUGGUCUGCAGAGCUCGUUUCUUGUUAAUGUUUGCAGCUGCUUAGGCUAACAAUCCGGCAUUAACAACAUAUUAUGAGAUGGUAUGCUAGUUGAUUGUGCUGAUUGCUAAA